AUGUCAGUCGUUCCAUCGUUCCUCCUGCGCUAUAUGUGGUUUUACCCUGGACUCACUACGAUUCAGGUCACACAUAAAGGAUUCAGUGGCAAGCCUCCUUUGAUGAGACUCACGUCGGACGCAGUAGCCAAUAGUCUUCGGCCUAACGUGGACUCACGACGCGCUGCAAAGGUCGCUACCACUGUAGGUCCAGGUCUGGAGCAGCCGAAACAAGUAACAUCUUCAAUCGUUACCUACCGAAAUCAUACCCAUACUUCUCGCCCGUCAGCCGGACUCUCCCCAUUCCAACGUCUCCCUCCGGAGAUCCGUUGGCAGAUCUAUCAGGACCUUUUCUAUCCGCAUCGUGUGGAGAUCCUCCGGUGCAAAGACAAGAGUCCCGACCCCUCGAGGCCAGCCCGCUACCGCCUGUACCAUCGCCAACUGCAACCUCGUGAUACUCAAUCACAGGACAUUCGACCGUCCACAGGGCGUCGUUCCUAUCCACCACUCCCGCUGGCUCUCAUUUUCACCUGUCGACUGAUGUACUGCGAGACCAUUCUCCUGUUCUACUCAACCAUGCAGUUUGUCUUUAUCUCCACUAAGUCUGCCGCACGGUUUCUGAAGAUCACGGACAAGGAUGCCCAGUCGGCCAUCCGCCAUGUCGAGCUGAAUCACGUCAUGUACAAUGAGCCGCGUCUGACGGAGUUUCGGGUGUACAAAUUCCGCAGCGACAUGGCUUGGUAUCUUGUCUGCGAUGACAUGGCACAGGCUUUAGUAUCCUUAAGCGUGCUGCACGUCCACAUGACAGUCUACGACUGGCCAAUCCAUCUGGAAGUUGGUGAACGCUGGUCAUUUCCGCUACUGGUCUUCGGCCAGUACGGAGACCAGCUGGACUAUGCCAAAAUUCGUCUUCGCAUGCCAAGAUUUAGUGAGGAAAAGCUUCGGUUUGUGGCGCGUGACCUAGAGCAGAAGAUCAUGAAACCGCAACGUUUCCAGAUUCGCGAGGAUGAGAGAUUGGCCAGGAAGCUCAUGGGAUCGGUCAAGGCGAAAAAAAUAUUAAAAGUGGUCUUCUAG
Messenger RNA from Aspergillus tanneri, 1053 nucleotides. RefSeq lists its product as uncharacterized. NCBI's taxonomy places the organism in Eukaryota, Fungi, Ascomycota, Eurotiomycetes, Eurotiales, Aspergillaceae. The record is from RefSeq and is a predicted model, not a curated record. The coding region runs from base 1 to 1053 and encodes 350 amino acids. The transcript has a single exon.